UCGUUAGUUCCAAUGAUGAAGGUUCUGUGGCCGAACAUGUACGCCGACACAAGUAUGGAGAGUUUCUGGGAACACGAGUGGACAAAACAUGGGACAUGUGCAUCAACUCUUCCUGCUACUGGUAGUGAGAUGCUGUACUUCAAAAAGGCACUCGCCCUGGCUGGAACCUAUGGCGCUUCACAACUAUUUUCGAACGAAGGCAUAAUUCCGAGUACAUCACGAACAUACACGCUGGAGGAAAUCGAGACUGCACUGUCUCACCAAUUAGGUGCCAGGGCCAAAGUAGAGUGUACCAAGGACGAGACAACAGGUAAAAUGAUGCUGUACGAGGUGGAGAUUUGUUUAGACAAACAAUUCAAUCCUGUCGACUGUUAUGAGCCAAAUGGAAGCAACGAUUAUCACAGUGACUGUCCCCACUCUGAUAUAGCCUACCCACCACUGGCAACUAGUGGAUUUGUCUCACCUAUCACAGGGUAG
Molecule: messenger RNA, 477 nt
Organism: Ylistrum balloti
Lineage: Eukaryota; Metazoa; Mollusca; Bivalvia; Pectinida; Pectinidae
Product: ribonuclease Oy-like
Exons: 5
Biological process (GO): RNA catabolic process
Cellular component (GO): extracellular region
Molecular function (GO): RNA binding; ribonuclease T2 activity
Source: RefSeq, a predicted model, not a curated record